UACAGUGUAGGGAGGGAGGGCUGCAUGGAAAACUGGAAAGACAAAACAAAAGCCACACAUUUCAACCAACAGGCGCUGGUCGCUUUUUAUUUUUAUUUUUAAGCCCAAACAAAAUCGAUUCACUACUCGUAUCGAUUUCCGUUUAACGUCAAUAUUAGAAAAGUUUUGCAUCAUGCCGAGCAGCACGUCUUUGCUGGAGGCCGACGAAGGAGAGUCCGAGGUCCCACCGCCGCUAGUGCACGCUUUCGCCGGUAUGGGCCUUGAGGAGCACCACGGCACCCAGAGCCAGACCCCCGAACAAAUAGACGAGAGCAUCUCCUUUCACCGCCACCACCAGCUCCCCCCGGUGUCCCAUUUCAGCCUCCUCGGUACGGUCCUAGACUUGAAGCCGCUGCCUCUGCAUCGGCCGCCCUCGGGAGAUGAGGUGAACAAAACGGCUGCGCCCGAGGACGAGGAGCCAGAAGUUGUAGCCGACUCCUCGCUGUUAGUGCAGGCCCACCGCCACCAACACCUCCCACCGGGGCCGGGUGGCUCCGUGAUGCCGUCCGGGAUGGAGCCGCCGCACGUCGAGACGGUAUUGCUGUACAAUGGAGACGACCGGGACGAUACUGGAGUCGGCGGCAGCGCCCUACCACCGGCUGGCAGCAUGGCGAUGCUGCCGCCCGGCGUGUACGGGGAGUCGGGCUACGAGGCCGAGUCGGCGCUGUUGGCUCGGCGAAAGAGCGUCAACACAACCGAGUGUGUGGCGGUGCCGAGCUCCGAGCACGUCGCGGAGAUCGUGGGCAGACAGGGCUGUAAGAUUAAAGCGCUGCGAGCCAAGACCAACACCUACAUUAAGACACCGGUGAGGGGAGAGCAGCCUGUCUUUGUUGUGACGGGGCGCAAAGAAGAUGUGGCCAUGGCUAAGAGGGAGAUCUUGUCUGCAGCCGAGCACUUCUCCCUCAUCAGAGCCUCACGGAACAAGACGGGCCCUCUGACUGCUGUAACCGGUCCAGGGACCCCCUCUCUACCUGGACAGACGACCAUUCAGGUGCGGGUACCAUAUCGUGUUGUUGGGCUGGUCGUGGGUCCCAAAGGGGCAACCAUCAAACGUAUUCAGCAACAAACCCACACCUAUAUUGUGACGCCGAGCCGUGACAAAGAGCCGGUGUUUGAGGUCACCGGGAUGCCGGAGAACGUGGACCGGGCAAGGGAUGAGAUAGAGGCACACAUCGCCCUCCGCACAGGAACCUGUGGAGGCAUUGAGGCCCCUGGUGUAGACAACAAUGACUUUCAAUUCAACGGGACAGACGUCAGCUUUGAGCAUUCUGCACCACCAGUUGGGUUGGGGGAGGCUGGGUGGCUUCAUGCUGGUGCAUCAUCACCAAGUGGUGGUGGUGGUGGUGGUGGUGGCUUGCUGCCAGUGAGCAUCAAUGGUACUCAGCGAAUCAAUAGCAAUAUUAACAGUGGUGUCAGGAUGUCUUCCACCUACCGCAACGACAGCUCCAGCUCUCUGGGCAGCGGCUCCAGCUCAGCUGAUUCUAUGUACAGCAGCAGUAAUGGUAACCGGAUGGCGGAUUUCAGCCCAACCUGUCAGUUUAAUGCCAACGCUAACAACAACAACAACAGUAAUGGCGGCAGUACAAGUUUCUGGUUUGGUGAGAGCCUUCUUCCUAUGGGGUCCGACGAGCUGGUCAGCCUGGGAGGCGGAUCGUCCUCCUCCUCGGGGUUUGACCCAUUAACCAUCUCAACUGCCCAAGCCUCGCACCCUGCUGCGCAGCCACAAAUCUGGAGCCCCUUUGUGGACCACCAACCCCCCCAGGCCUUCGAUGCACGUCAGUCUCAGACCAGUCAGCCUGGGACGCCUCGGCUCUCUCCAACCUUCUCGGGGACAGACGCCUUGGAGCACCCUCAGGCCCAGCGAGUUCACCGAGGGCCUUUCGGCUCGGCUGGGACCCUCGACGCCCACAGGUUCCCCUCUUACAGCUCCGCCUUCUCCUCUUCCAGUGAAAGCACCGCCUCCUCUUCCUCCCCCCCUGAAUCCUCCCUCUCCUAUCGGCCGGGGCUUGGAUCAGCAGGGAGAGGGCAGGAGAUAUGCAUCCACUGUAUGGAUAACCAGGUGAUCGCUGCCUUGGUUCCCUGCGGCCAUAACCUCUUCUGUCUAGAUUGUGCCACACACAUAUGCCAGGGUCCAGACGCUGUUUGCCCUGUGUGCCUGUCCCCAGUCACACAGGCCAUUCAGCUCCGCAACAUGUGAUUUCGAUCCAUUUCCUGAUGAGGGAUCAGCCUCCCCAACACUUCAAAUUCAUAAUGUGUGGGGAAAUUACAAAACUGGCCCCAAAUCAGUGUCUAGGUGUGUCCUCACCCCUGUUUUGUCCAAGCUGGUGUUUGGUUGACAAAGGUGAGAAAGAAUAGGUGACUUAAGAAUGAUCUGUAUUUAGGGCAUGGGUUAGGGUGUUCGGCCCGUUCAUGUGCCUGCUAUUGUGAAGUCUUCUUCCAUGAUUGAUUGAUUUGAUCAAUGGGAGGGUUGGAAACCCUCUGUGUAGCAUUGGGUGGGGCGGGAUAUAUAUAUUUUUUGCUCAUCGUGAUUUUUGAUUUACAUUUUCUUCUCCCUGAAGCAUCUGGUUAUCAGUUUCUGCCUACCUGUAUUUUAUCAAAUUGUUUAUAUGUACUUUGAAUUAUAUUAGAUACACAAUGUUGGCUUUCGGGUCAAAGAUAUUUUUUUGUCUACAUCUCAAAAUUUUUGUCCAUUUUUUAAAUUUUAUUUUGCUGCUACAGUUGUUUUUAUGUGCUGAAAUAUGGCCCCAUUGCCUCAUUUGUUGUGCUCACAGCAAACUUUAAGGAAAGAAAAGAAGUGAGCAUGUUUACAUAUAGUGAGUCCCACAUAUGAAUAUGUAUAAACUAAUAGUAUUUUCCUGGUUACCACAGAUUUUAAAUGCCUACCGCGGUGAACUGGAAACAACGUACACAUGCUGCAUUAUCCUGGCAAGAGCCACUCUAUCCCAGAUAAUUUGCGUAAAUAUUAUCAGGCUAGGGAAGUGCAACUUUAAGCAGGAUAUGAUGUUUACACGCUCCAGAUCAUAAAUCAGAAUUUCUGAAUUUUUAAGAGCAUAUUGAUACACAUGCAAACACACCCACGGAGGGUUUUUAAACCAAGUGGGUCAGACCUGCAACUACAAAAAAUGUCACACUCCAGUGAGCCUUUCCCAUAGCAGACAUUUUGACUUUUCAUAGUAGGAAAAGCACAGGCGGAACUAAUAACAUGAGCGAUGGCACUGUUAAAUCCAAGGGCUGCAGUGAGAGUGACAGUGAGCAAGCAUUCAGAGCAGCUAAAUGGAAUUCAGCCAUCAUUUAUUGUAUUUUUUUUUUUUUACACCCGUGUUGUUCCUACUGUG
This is a messenger RNA of Epinephelus moara (kelp grouper), 3374 nucleotides long. RefSeq names its product RNA-binding protein MEX3B-like. The transcript is spliced from 5 exons. Gene Ontology annotation, molecular function: RNA binding. Bases 173 to 2236 code for a protein of 687 amino acids. NCBI's taxonomy places the organism in Eukaryota, Metazoa, Chordata, Actinopteri, Perciformes, Serranidae. The record is from RefSeq and is a predicted model, not a curated record.